AUAACUUAAAACCGAGUUCCUGUUUCCCCUGCAGAACUGUAGGUUUUUGUAGUCUGUGACUGUCUGAUUUUUAGCUUGAUACACAGCAACUAAAGAAGUGACUUUGUUUACGCAGGAUACAGAGUAUGUAUUUAAAAAGAGUUAUUUCCUCCUAACAGUAAUUAUAUUUCAUCUCACUAUUCACUGCAAAAGCCUCAGCCAGUUGCAUCUGUGGAACAUUUCUUUGCAGGGGUUGCGAUUUCAAUCUUCAUAAAAGAGGAAAUAGCUUUAAACAGAAGGAUGAUUUCUCACAACAUGACAUGGAUAAGAUAUCCAAGCCAUAGCGUCGACCCAUCUAUUGGAAUAGAAGACCUCAUAGUUUCUCAAAAUGUCAUAUCAAGAUUUAUGCACUGCUACAUUGCCUUCUUUGUACCAACAGGUUUAAUAGCCGGGACAUUGAUCCUGACCAUCUUCAUUAAGAACUAUUUGCGGCAGAGAGAAUUGAAAAACUUAGACAUAUUUCUUUUUGAUUUCACCAUCAGCAACAUUGUAAUGAUAUUUUUUUCAUUCACUGUCAUAACUAGACCUGACUAUUUAAUGGCAACCCAGUUAGGCUGUGGUGCUCUGUCGUUUUUUUUCAAUGUGAGUUAUUUCAAUUCUCAGUAUCUUCUGAUUUUGAUGCUUCUUGAUGGGAAUCUAUUGAGUAAAAAAGCAAGUACUGUUUUGAUGACCAAAGCAACUCAAAGUCCAAUGUUAUGUGUUGGAUUUGUUCUAAUAUGUGCCUUCUGCAUAUCACUGGUAGUGGUGGCAUUGCUAGGCACAGAUAACUACCACAAAGAAACAAACUGCCAGUUAGACCCAUUAUUCGCAUGGCCUGAAUACGAGAUUGUUAAAUUCAGCUUUGGGUUUGGAAUUCCAUUGUUUUUCCAGAUACUCUGUUUUAUUCUAUUUUUUCUUAAAAAAGCACAACCAGAAGCUCCAACCCUGAGACAGUAUCUGGCUGUGCUGACUAUAACCAUAACAAUGUUUGUAUGCCAUCUGUUUUACAACAUUAUGAUUCUCUCCAGGACCACAUUAAAGAUACACAAAAGUAUAGGAACUCCCAAGAAUGAGCUAAUGAUGAAUAUUGCAGAGAUAGUGUUGUUUAGUGAGAACUGCAUUAGUUUGAUAUUCAUACUUUGUCUUCAUAAACCAUGCCGGGAUGGAAUACUGGAAAUCCUAAUGAAUCUCACAAAAGUUUGCAGAAAAGAUACUACCAACAAUCAAUCAUCAUGAAAUACCAGUAACAGAUAUACAUGGUGAAAAUGGGUCUCACUGACUUCCCUCCCCACGCAAAGUAUUUAAACAUUUUCACUUGUUUUAUCAAGAAUGUCCAUUGGUUUUGGCCCAAGACUAGACCUGCCUUACAAAUAUCUGAAGAAAAAUGUUGUUUGGGACCUACUGUCAAGGUUUUUAAAAUGAAAGGAACUGGUUUAUGUUGGAAUUUCUCUAAACCAAAACAAAAAGUCUAACACAUACUGAUGCCAGAACAGCAUGCUUUCUUGAUGACUUUGAUGCACAAGCACGGAAAUAAACAAAAGCACAGCAAAAGCUUCUUUACCAAAGACAAAAUCAGGAGGGAAAGAGAUUCUGUUUUCAUAACUGUAUUUCCAUGCAACUGGAAUUUAGUGUACUCGAGAUGGACAAUAUUUCUGUAUUAUACAAAUAAUGGCUAAUUUGAAGGGCCAUAGCAGUAAAAUAUGGCCCAAGAGUGAAAAAAGUCUUGAAAUUGUGAUAUUGGCAGAACUGGGAUAUAUUGUACAGUAUUCCAUAAUUUAAAAAAAUAGAGUGUUAACCUGAGAACAUUCUCUCCCCUCCAUCCACCCUCCCUCUUGGAGCUCAUCAGGGGAUUUUUUGCCUUCAUUCCUCUUGUGGACAUAGCAGUCUUUUGAGAGAGAGGAGGAGAGAUCCAAGAUUAUCUACCUAUCCACGAUAGCCUUUGGAAAAGUGGACAAGUUAGUGUCUCAAAUACAAGGCAACUCUGGACCGAAAGGAAGACUUCAGGACCCUCAAGAGUCACAGAAUUAGGACAGAGAAACAGGAUGGCAAAUUAAGCCCAUGUAUAGGAAUGCAGGAUUUUUUGUUGAUGACUUCAGUGCACAAGCACAGAAAUGCUCAGGUGCUAUAACUCAGCAUUAAGACUGAGGAUAAUUAGUGAUGAGUCUUGUGGGAAGAUGGAUCCACUUAGCUCCAUCCAGAUGAUAAAGGAGGUGAAGCCUCUAGGAAGAGGGAAUCUUAGGAUGAGGUUUAAAAAAAUUAUAAAUAAAGGUAGACCCCCAAGAAGGGGAGAGUUUGGACUCUAAUGCGGGUUCUGUGUACUCUGCUGAGGAAAGGGUAGGGACUAACAUUUGGUACUAGAGGUGGGAUUCCCUAAGACUCACUGCACAAAGAGGGAAAAUAGAAGAAAUUCUAUAUGGAUGGUAGAACAGCAACUACACCAUCAGCCAGUUCAGAAAGUCCCCUUGCAGCACCAGCACAGGCUGAAGUCCAAUAACUACCAGUUUCAGAGGCAAAUGAGGCUUACCUGACUGGCCAAUGAUGGGGCCAAUUAAUGCCAAUGGUGUUGGUGGGUUUUAUGUGGACACAUGUCCACAUACCUAGGACAUGCCUGAGAAAUGAGACUGAUGUAUCCAGCAAAGGCUGCCAGGCUCAAUUGGGAUUUCCAGAAAGCACUACUGUUUCUUUGGACAGUGGAUUGGUUUAGUUUUUUGAUUUCUUAUUCUAUUUUUAUACUGAUUGCAAUGUGAAAGAUGGAUGAUUAGUUAGAGUUUUAAUGUUUUGUGCCUUUUUUCUUGAAGUUUUAAAAUCUGAGAUACUAAGCCCAGUUUUUUGUAACACAA
This is a messenger RNA of Mauremys reevesii (Reeves's turtle), 2858 nucleotides long. Its product is annotated as C-C chemokine receptor type 6-like. Lineage: Eukaryota; Metazoa; Chordata; Testudines; Geoemydidae. The coding region runs from base 280 to 1254 and encodes 324 amino acids. The record is from RefSeq and is a predicted model, not a curated record. Gene Ontology annotation, cellular component: membrane. The transcript has 2 exons.